Equus quagga is the source of this 2229-nucleotide messenger RNA. Its product is annotated as cytochrome P450 2C23-like. NCBI's taxonomy places the organism in Eukaryota, Metazoa, Chordata, Mammalia, Perissodactyla, Equidae. Gene Ontology annotation, biological process: xenobiotic metabolic process. Bases 23 to 1510 code for a protein of 495 amino acids. Gene Ontology annotation, molecular function: oxygen binding; iron ion binding; oxidoreductase activity, acting on paired donors, with incorporation or reduction of molecular oxygen, reduced flavin or flavoprotein as one donor, and incorporation of one atom of oxygen. The transcript has 9 exons. The record is from RefSeq and is a predicted model, not a curated record. Gene Ontology annotation, cellular component: cytoplasm; intracellular membrane-bounded organelle.
UUCCCAACAUCGGGUAGCUGAGAUGGAGCUUCUGGGGAUCUCUACUACUCUUCCUCUUGUGACUUGUGUCACUUGCCUGGUUUUCCUUUUUGUGUGGAAGAAAAGUUAUGGAAGGGGAAAGCUCCCUCCUGGCCCAACUCCCCUUCCCAUCAUUGGAAAUCUGAUGCAACUAAACCUCAAGAACCUCCCUGCCUCUCUCUCCAAGCUGGCCAAAGAGUAUGGCCCUGUUUACACUCUGUACUUUGGAUCCCAGCCGACUGUGGUCUUACACGGUUAUGAGGUGGUGAAGGAAGCUCUGAUUGAUCAGGCUGAUGAAUUCCUUGGCAGAGGACGUUUUCCAAUUAUUGAAGAUAACCAGAAAGGACAUGGAAUCCUCUUCAGCAAUGGAGAGACAUGGAAGCAAAUGCGGCGCUUCUCCCUCAUGACCCUGAGGAACUUUGGGAUGGGGAAGAGAAGCAUCGAGGAGAGGGUCCAGGAGGAAGCCCGGUGCCUGGUGGAGGAGCUCAGAAAAAUGGAGGCUCAGCCCUUUGACCCUGUCUUCGUCUUCGCCUGUGCUCCCUGCAAUGUGAUCUGCUCCAUCCUCUUCAAUGAGCGUUUCCACUACAAGAAUGAGACGUUCCUCUCCCUGAUGUAUUUGCUGACUGAAAAUUUUAAGGAAAUAAGCUCUCCAUGGAACCAGAUAUACAAUCUAUGGCCAACACUCAUAAGACAUCUCCCUGGAAAGCACAAAGCAUUUUCCAACAGGCUUGAUGGUGUUAAAAAUUUCAUUCUGGAAAAAGUGAAGGCGCAUCAAGAGUCCCUGGACCCUAAUAACCCUCGAGACUACAUUGACUGUUUCCUCAGCAAGAUGGAGCAGGAGAAGCACAAACCAGAGUCUGAAUUUAACUUGGAGAACUUGGCUGUCUGUGGAUCAAAUUUGUUUACAGCAGGAACAGAGACAACCAGUAGCACCCUAAGAUGGGGACUCCUGCUCCUAAUGAAACACCCAGAAGUGGAAGCCAAAGUGCAUGAAGAAAUUGACCGUGUGAUCGGACGCAACCAAAGCCCCUGCAUGAAAGACAAGAUGAGGAUGCCCUACACAGAGGCCGUGUUGCACGAGAUACAAAGAUACAUCACCCUCCUGCCUUCUGAUCUACCCCAUGCUGUGACCCGGGACACAAAAUUCAGAAACUGUGUCAUCCCCAAGGGCACUACUGUAUUGCCAUUACUGUCUUCAGUCUUAUUCGAUUGUAAGGAGUUUCCCAACCCAGAGAAGUUUGACCCUGGCCACUUUUUGGAUAAAAAUGGCAGCUUCAGGAAAACAGAAUACUUUGUGCCUUUUUCCCUUGGGAAGCGGGCCUGUGCUGGAGAGGGCCUGGCGCGCAUGGAGCUCUUCCUGUUUUUCACCACCAUUCUGCAGAACUUCUGCCUGAAGCCCCUGGUGGAGCCGAAGGAAAUUGACACCACACCUGUUGUUACCGGGCUUCUCAAUAUCCCACCACCCUACAAACUAUGCCUCAUCCCUAGAUAAAAGAAGACCUUCUCUCUUUCAAAAUUUAAACCAAAGUAAUUGCUUUUUCCUCACUACCCCCCCACCCACCCCCAUCGUCUCUCUCUUAAUUUUAAAUACUGCCUAAGACAGAAACAUACUCACUAAAAUCUUUUAUAGGGGUCACUAAAACUUGAUUUGUGUUAAUCUACAAAUCCCUUGACAAAAAGGAACUGGGUCCUGGGGCCAGCCCGGUGGCCCAGUGGUUAAGUUUGCACGCUCCACUUCGGCGGCCCAGGGUUUCACUGGUUCGGAUCCUGGGCACGGACAUGGCACCAAUCGUCAAGCCAUGCUGAGGCGGCAUCCCACAUGCCACAACUGGAAGGACCCAUGACUAAAAAUACACAACUAUGUACCAGGGGGCUUUAGGGAGAAAAAGGAAAAAUAAAAUCUUUAAAAAAAAAAAAGAAAGAGAACUCGGUCUGAAAAUUCCUAGGGUACAAACAAUAUACCCUUUAUAGUACUUUCUAAGCCAUGCUGCAGCAGAACCAAGCUCAGGCCCACAGAAGGCCUUUAUCAGGACAAUCAGCAAAUAGUAGAGACUUUACGUUCUGUGGUUUGGGAUAUAGGCUGAUUUUCUGUAGUUUCUCAAAAUAAAGGCACUAAUGUAAUGCCUUAUGCAUAUUUUUUCUAUUUCUAAUUGAAAGCACUUAUACGAUUUCUGCCACCUUCACAAAAUAAAUCCUUAUUUCCACAAUAGA